Messenger RNA from Kuraishia capsulata CBS 1993, 891 nucleotides. RefSeq lists its product as uncharacterized. Gene Ontology annotation, cellular component: eisosome filament; plasma membrane. The record is from RefSeq and is a predicted model, not a curated record. Gene Ontology annotation, molecular function: lipid binding. Bases 1 to 891 code for a protein of 296 amino acids. Lineage: Eukaryota; Fungi; Ascomycota; Pichiomycetes; Pichiales; Pichiaceae. Gene Ontology annotation, biological process: endocytosis; negative regulation of protein kinase activity; eisosome assembly. The transcript has 2 exons.
AUGCACAGAACAUACUCUCUGAGAAGCCAACGCGCCCCAACCGCCUCGCAGAUUGCGUCGCCCCCACCUCCGGUCUCCACCACCAAGAGCAAGUUCUUUGGUUCGGCCUCAAUCGCCUCUUCUAUCAGAAAGUCGACUGCUGGUUCUUUCGGACCAGAGCUCUCGCGCAAGCUUUCGCAGCUCAUCAAGAUCGAGAAGAACCUCGAACGUUCCAUCGAGCUCGUGGCACGCGAGCGCAGACUUGUGGCCAAGCAAUUGUCUUUGUGGGGUGAAGAAAACGAUGAUGAUGUUUCCGAUGUCACUGACAAGCUCGGAGUGCUCAUUUACGAGAUUGGAGAGCUCGAGGACCAGUUCAUUGACAAGUACGACCUGUACCGUGUUACCCUCAAAUCCAUUCGUAACAUCGAGGCCUCGGUCCAACCUUCGCGUGACCGCAAGCAAAAGAUCACUGAUGAGAUUGCCCACCUGAAGUACAAGGACCCACAAUCUCCUAAGAUUCCAGUCUUGGAGCAAGAGCUUGUCAGAGCCGAGGCUGAGUCCCUUGUUGCUGAGGCGCAACUCUCUAACAUCACCAGAGAGAAGCUCAAGGCUUCGUUUUUGUACCAAUUCGACGCUCUCAGAGAGCUCUCCGAGAAGUUUGCUUUGAUUGCCGGUUACGGUAAGGCCUUGCUCGAGCUUUUGGAUGACUCUCCAGUCACUCCAGGUGAGACCAGACCAGCCUACGACGGUUACGAGGCCUCCAAGCAGAUCAUCAUUGAUGCUGAGAACGCUCUGGCUGCCUGGACUCUGGACUCAGCUGCCGUCAAGCCAGCUCUCUCUCUCCACCAAACCGUCGACGACGUGUACGAGGAGACUGAGGAGACCGAAUGGGCCGGUGAAGCCUCUUCUUAA